UGUGCUCGUCCCGCCCGCGCCGAGCCUGUUUUCUCCUCGCCGGUCCGUGUUCGUCCCGGCGUAGCCAUAUAUACCCAGACCUCAGUUUGGUUCAGCACAGCAAGCACUCAACCUCCCACUCCCGGCGCACCAACCCACUGCCAAGCUAGCUACGCGCACGAGCUCUCCAUGGCCGCAUCGGUAGCCUGCGCCUUCUUCUUCGACGCCGAGCCGGUCGGCGAGCCCGGCGUGCACGCCCUGGACGCGUGCGCGCUCUGCACCAAGCCGCUGGCAAGGGACAGCGACAUCUUCAUGUACAGAGGGGACACGCCCUUCUGCAGCGACGAGUGCCGGCACGAGCAGAUGCAGCUGGACGCCGCCUGCGCCAGGCAGGCGGCCAGGGCGGCCGCCCGGAGGCAGAAGCAGUUCUCUUCAGCAACGGAGUCCGGGCGUGCACGCCGGGAGUCCUGGGAGGUGUCCGUCGCGAGCUAAGCGGCGAGAGUGGCAGAGACCGUAUGUACUUGAGCUAACAAGCUCCGCAUGGAAGAAGCUGCCGUUGCCCUAUCAGCGCGAGAUCGAGGAGACUCUCCUUGGUUGAAGAAGCAAGACGCGGGCUAUCGGACUCUCUUACGGCAGCGUCGGCAGGCCGCCGGUCAAGUGAUUUGGGCAUAAACGCAGCGGAAAGGAGCUGGACUGGAUCUGAAGAAGUCAAUCAACAAGAUUCUCCACGCAAUUAGGCGGCCCAUGUGUGCCCCGAGCAGUCCCUCGGCUCUCCUUUUCUCCUGCGUCAGUGUAACUUCUGUAUGAUUCCGAAUUUGCUUUAGGCAAUAGCACUUUCACUGGGUAAACUAUCAAGCGAAUCGACAUAUAACA
Messenger RNA from Triticum dicoccoides, 852 nucleotides. RefSeq names its product FCS-Like Zinc finger 2-like. Gene Ontology annotation, molecular function: zinc ion binding. NCBI's taxonomy places the organism in Eukaryota, Viridiplantae, Streptophyta, Magnoliopsida, Poales, Poaceae. The record is from RefSeq and is a predicted model, not a curated record. Bases 169 to 471 code for a protein of 100 amino acids. Gene Ontology annotation, biological process: regulation of DNA-templated transcription. The transcript has a single exon.